This is a messenger RNA of Cornus florida, 1865 nucleotides long. Its product is annotated as transcription factor TGA2.2-like. The transcript has 10 exons. Gene Ontology annotation, molecular function: sequence-specific DNA binding; DNA-binding transcription factor activity. The record is from RefSeq and is a predicted model, not a curated record. Gene Ontology annotation, biological process: DNA-templated transcription; regulation of DNA-templated transcription. Lineage: Eukaryota; Viridiplantae; Streptophyta; Magnoliopsida; Cornales; Cornaceae. Bases 498 to 1487 code for a protein of 329 amino acids.
UAAAGAAGAAAAACCAUAUACCAAAAGUCAAAAUUGGCGAUGUUGAUCUUGAAGAGCCUCUGAAACUGAAAGCACAUCACUUUUCGCCUAUUCCAGUAUUUGGGUCCUUUGUGGAUUGAAGGGUUCUCUGGGUUUUGCUGUGUUUGAUGAGCUCAACUUCGUGGUGGUGGUGGUGAUUGCUGAUUAGUGGGUUUGCUGGUACGAGUCACACAACAGUGAUCGAAGCUUUGUUGGUUCAGAAGAUGCUAAGCCAGUGGUGGCUGUGAUGCCGAACUUCUCCCUUUCUCUGAGUCAGCAACCAAAUCUGGUUUCAAUUUCAAAUGGUCAUCUCCUGGGAAAAGUUUAUUUUGCCUUUUGAUAAGAGUCAUUAGCAACUUUUUCUAGCACAAAUCAACCUGCAGUUAGGACUGGACCGUGAGACAUUGGCAUCACAAAAGAGUCAGCAAUUAAAUCUGAUUUCAAUCUCAAGUUGACAUUGGCAGAACUGGGGAGAAUCCAUGAUGACUGAAGUUAGUCCUAGGACUGAUACUUCAACAGACGCAGACACUGAAGAUAAGAAUUCGGGGUUUCAAAAUGAUCACUCUCUGCAAAUUGUUGGUUCUGAUGCCAGUGACAAGUCAAGGGAUCAAAAGACGCUUCGUAGGCUUGCACAAAAUCGUGAGGCUGCGAGAAAGAGCCGUUUAAGGAAAAAAGCUUAUGUCCAACAGCUAGAGAGUAGCAGAAUGAAGUUGACCCAACUUGAGCAGGAGCUUCAACGCGCUCGGCAGCAGGGCAUUUUCAUUUCAAGUGCGGGAGAUCAGUCUCAGUCGAUGACUGGAAAUGGAGCCUUGGUUUUUGAUGUGGAAUAUGCACGGUGGUUGGAAGAGCAAAACCGACGAAUCAAUGAGCUUAGAGGAGCUGUCAACUCCCAUGCAGGUGAUGGUGAACUUCGUAUCAUUGUGGAUGGCAUCUUGGCACAUUAUGAUGAUAUCUUCAGGAUAAAAGGUGAUGCUGCAAAAGCUGAUGUCUUCCAUAUAUUGUCUGGCAUGUGGAAGACACCUGCAGAGAGGUGUUUUUUAUGGCUUGGUGGGUUCCGAUCAUCUGAACUGCUUAAGCUACUUAAAAAUCAACUGGAUCCUUUGACCGAGCAGCAGCUGGCGGGCAUUACAAACUUGCAGCAGUCCUCCCAACAGGCAGAAGAUGCCCUGUCUCAGGGGAUGGAGGCAUUGCUACAGUCCUUAGCAGAUACUUUGGCUGGAUCACUAGGCCCCUCUAGCUCAUCAGAGAAUGUUGCAAACUACAUGGGUCAAAUGGCAAUGGCAAUGGGGAAGCUAGGAACUCUUGAAGGCUUCAUACGACAGGCCGACAAUCUGCGGCAACAAACAUUGCAACAAAUGCACCGUAUAUUGACAACCCGCCAAUCAGCUCGUGCGCUCCUCGCUAUAACUGACUAUUUCUCUAGGCUUCGAGCUCUUAGUUCUCUCUGGCUUGCCCGUCCCCGGGAAUGAGGUGAAGAGUUGUUGAGAAUAUGGUGCAUCCUGCUGAAAUUGUGCAUAUGAUUCAGAAAUCUGCCUGAGCUUGUUUCUAAUCCAAAAUAGGUGACCCUGGUGUUCAUCAGUAACAGCAUAGUUGUUGGGAGUUGGGACCCAUUCCUGUUCAGUGAUAUUCCCUUUGUUGUACAAUUGCUGAGUCUUCUUCCCUCUCCAGCUUGUAUCAUUCUGGAAGAGUUGCUGUCUUUUUUUUUUUCCUUUUUCCUUUUUUUUCUUUUUCUUUUUCUUUUUCUAAAUAUAAAUAUUUAACUAACUAAAUUAGUAUUUGGUAUUUAUUGUGCUCAAUGGUAUUACAGUCAGUUAUAAAAUUUUAGUUGGAAUUUUAGAACAUUCAAA